Molecule: messenger RNA, 3040 nt
Organism: Paramecium pentaurelia
Lineage: Eukaryota; Ciliophora; Oligohymenophorea; Peniculida; Parameciidae
Source: the annotation of a GenBank genome assembly
AUGAAUUAAUAGUUGGGAUCUUAUGUUAAAUUCUUUCAUAUCAUCAGAGAAUUAGAAGAGAUGAAUCAAAUAGAUAGUAAACAAAAACAAAUACUAAAAGUCAAUUUUACAACUAAAGAUAAAAAAUUGAUGAAUAUACUCAACGACCUAAGUAACAACAACAAUCAGAUUUUAUUUAGAUGAUGAAGAUGAAGAGGAAAUCAAAUAUAGUCUCUUGAACUAUCUAAAUGAAUCACCAAUAGAGAAACAAGAAAUAUAGAGAUAAAUGAAGCGAACUAGAUCUAGUAUUACUGAUGUCGAUCUUAUUAAGGGUAUAAAUUAUGAUGAAUUCAAAUUCACAGACACAGUUGCAGAAAUGGAAAAAGCUUUAAAGUUAAUCACUCAUUUUAAUUCUAAAUUAAAGGAUGGAUAAACUAUAGAUCCCAAAGUCAAUGAAAUUUUCGAAAAUAUUCGUACUCUUUUCAUUUAAAAUUCACCUCAAAAUAAUUACUCUCCUAAUCUUAUAGGAAGAGGUCAAUCACUCAAUUUAGAUAUUAAUUAUCAAAUGGAAGGUGAACUUAGUGAAGCAUAUAAAGAAGUUAAAUGCUAAUUUGCAAAUUAUAUGAAAAGUCAUUUAUUACUUAUGGAUGAAACUGUUUCAUAUAAUACUAUUUUUAGUUUACUGAAAGAAUUAAGUAAGAAUCUAUUGAAUUGUGACAAUUUUAGUUAUUUUAUCAUUAAUCCUAAUAAUGAUAUGGAACUUUAUCAAUCUAAAACUGAUAAUAUUGAAUAAAUACCUAUGGAUUAAUCUAUUUAAGAUGAAUUAGAAACAAUACCUGAAAACAAAAUAUUUAGGUUUUCUUAGAAUUCAUCUUUUUGUUCAAAAUUAAUGUCUAUAAAUUAUCUGUCCUCUUAUGGUUUAUAUGCAAAUAAUAUUGUGUUCAUCUAUCAUUCAAAAUAAGAUAAACAACUUGAAUCUUAAGAUAUAUUAUAGUAUCUCACUUUUAUAACUUUAGAAUUGCAAAUGAAUACUAAUUAAUUGAUGAAAUCAAGAAUCUAUCCAUGUUUCUAUUACAAACAAUUUAAAAUGCCAAAGUUUAAUUCUUUAGUCCAUUAUCAAUUGCUGACAUGAUUCUAGAUCUUGGAAUCUCAUUUGUUAGAGCUUCUAAAUUUGUUCUUAUUGAAAAAAUGUAUAAUAUUGUCAGCUAAGCAUAUAAAAUUGAUAAGUAAUCAUAAUUUAAUGAUAGAUUAUAAACAGAUUAAUAAGAAAUUUAAGUUUGGGAUACUGAGAGUGUUUAUAUAGUAUUUAAAGAUUAAACUGUAACAGUAUGUUUUAGAAUCUAUUAAAUGAAUCUUAUAAGAUAAAGUGAUUAAAGAUUAUAUUCUGAAAUUAAACAUUUCUAUGAGAAAUAUCUUAGAUUCAUAAGAGAAUGUUUUGAUAAAAGUGCUUUUUAUAAAUUCUUUCUAAGAUCAAAUGAUUCACUCAUUUUUGAAUUUGAUAAAAGUGGUCAUUUACUAUUCCUUUCUAGACCUAUACCAAAAUAAAUUAAAUCAAAUUUCAAUAUUCAAUUUAAUUCACUUUUAAUUCAUUCCAAUUAAUUGUCAUAUAAUAAAAUAUUUGAUUAAAAUGUUGUAUCCAAUAUUGAAAAUUAUUUAUAAGAUCAUAAAUGGCAAAUGAUGAAGGAUAAUGAUAAAUAAUAUGAAAUUUUCUUAAAAAUAGAAGAGAAGACUUAUAAAGGAUUUGCUGUGAUUUUUACUGAGAAUAUUAAAGGAUGGGUUAAAGAAUAAUUUAAAUAAUUAGAAUCUGGUAAUCAAUUAGAUUCCAAAAUUAAAGCCAAAAUUAGAAAAUAACUUAUUUAACAUGAAACUAUCAAUUUUGUUAACAAAUUAGAAGAAAACAAUCCAGAAGUCAAAGAUUCAGUUGCAUCUUUGUAUAUGCCUCUAUAACAAUUAAUUUUAAAACGUUCUAAAUCUAUAAGAGAUAUCUAGAAUAUCCAAAAUGAACCAAAAAUGAGAAGAACAGAAGCUCCAUAAAGAUCCAAAUUUCUUACAAUAUAAGCAUUGGAUCUUAAUGAAUUUUCUUUAAAUAUUUAAGAUGAUUUAAUUGAUACAUUUGACUUUAAUAUUAUGGAUUUAACUUCACAAAUAUAAAAACAUAGAGUUGUUUGGGCAAUAUUAAAAAAGAAUGGUCAUUUAGAUGAUUAUUCAAUACCCUAUGAGAAUUUACAGAGCUUUAUUAAAGAAAUGGAAUACAAUUAUAAUGUCAAUAAUAAUCCAUAUCACAAUUAUGAUCAUGGUAUUACAGUAAUGUAAACUGCUUACUAUUUCUGUUUGGAAUUAGCUUUUACAUCUAAAGCCACCAUUAUAGAUAAUUUUAAUAGAUUCGUAUUAAUGAUAAGUAGUUUUGGUCAUGAUGUUGGACAUACUGGGAAAACAAAUGUUUUUGAAAUAAAUAGUUUGAGUGAUCUAGCUAUUAGAUAUCAUGAUAAAAGUGUACUUGAAUAACAUCAUGCAGCAUUGACUAUUUAAGUUUUAAAGAAUCCACAAAGCAAUAUUCUUGUAAAUCUCAAUCAAUAAGAAUUUAGAAAUUUCAGAAAAGGGCUUAUUGCAAAUAUUUUAAGUACAGAUAUGUCUGAACAUUUUACUUUAUUAAAAGAUUUUGAAAAUAGACCUAAAGAUUUUAAUGAUUGUAAAAUAUUAAGUGGAUAUAUUAUGCAUACAAGUGAUUUUGGAGGAGCAGGAAAAAAAACUAAUUUAUCUAUUUAAUGGUCUUCAAGAGUGAAUCAAGAAUUUAGUAUCUAAUACAAGUUAGAAGGUGAAUUAGGAUUUCCUUAAUAACCUUACAUGAAGGAUUUACAUAUUGUAAUAUCAUUUCUUAUAUUUAUAGCCACAUAUUAUGGCUAAAUCAGAAAUAGGUUUCCUUAAAGUCAUCGUUAGACCUUGUUAUGCUCUAUUAAAUGAAUUUUUGGAGGAUAAACUUAAACAUUGUAUUGCCAAUAUUGAUGAUACAAUAUAGCAUUGGGAGAAAAUUGUAAAAAAAGGUGAAGAAUAACAAUAAUGA